Molecule: messenger RNA, 1557 nt
Organism: Musa acuminata AAA Group (dessert banana)
Lineage: Eukaryota; Viridiplantae; Streptophyta; Magnoliopsida; Zingiberales; Musaceae
Product: vacuolar protein sorting-associated protein 24 homolog 1-like
Exons: 7
Coding region: 166-855 (229 amino acids)
Biological process (GO): endosome transport via multivesicular body sorting pathway; protein transport; late endosome to vacuole transport
Cellular component (GO): ESCRT III complex; multivesicular body
Source: RefSeq, a predicted model, not a curated record
UUAUUGCCUUUUCUUGCGCCUAGAGAACCAAUCGGGAGGCUGACAAAGAAGACCUAGAAACGGAACAGAAGCGAUUCGAUCUCAGCCUGAAUCGAUCGCUCUUCUCCGGAGUUGGGAGUGAGAAAAGAUCAACGAGAGGAGGAGGAGGAGCGGCAGGGGAAGGAGAUGGAGACGGUGAAGAAUCUGCUGCGGCCGAAGCCCAAUCCCCAACAGCAGCUCCGCGAAUGGCAGCGCCGGCUCCGCCAAGAGUGCCGCAACAUCGAGCGCCAGAUCCGAGAUGUGCAGAGGGAGGAGAAGAACGUGCAGAAGGCGAUCAAGGAUGCCGCGAAAAGGAACGACAUGGCUUCGGCAAAGUCUCUUGCUAAAGAAAUUGUGAGAUCAAGGCGAGCUGUGAACCGUCUUUAUGAAAAUAAGGCACAAUUGAAUUCGGUCUCCAUGCACCUUGGUGAACUUGUUGCAACGGCUAGGACAGUCGGCCAUCUAUCGAAGAGUGCUGAGGUUAUGAAACUUGUUAAUAAUCUUAUGAAAGCUCCUGAGGUGGCUGCUACAAUGCAAGAAUUUAGCAAAGAAAUGACUAAGGCUGGGGUGAUGGAGGAAAUGGUGAAUGAUGCUGUUGAUACAGCUUUGGACUCCGAGGACAUAGAGGAGGAAAUAGAAGAGGAAGUGGACAAAGUGCUUGCUGCAAUAGCAGGUGAAACCGUGUCACAGCUACCAGAUGCUGUUAGGAAGGAGAAGAUGAAGCAACCUUCAGUGAGCACAGCUGUUGAAGAGCGUGAAGCAGUUGCCGAGGGUGCAGAGGAUGAAGACCUAGAUGAGAUAAGGGAACGACUUGCUAGGUAUCAAUCUGGUGCGUAAUUUUGGCUGCAUGAAGCAAUGGAUAUGUUAAGGAAUUAAAGCUUAAGCUGCUUUCCUCAUCUACAGAUUUCCCAGGUAAAUUAUUCGAUGAUCAUUUACUAUAAGUCAAUAGCGUAAAUAUAGUGUUUCUCAUGAUGAUGUUCCUAUUGUUCUUUGACACAAAUGGCACUGCUACCAAGCGAGACAAUAUCUCCUUAGAGAGAAACGUUCGCAAUCCAUUAUGAUCAGAACCUGGAGCCAGCGAUGCAGUUUGUAAACCAGGCAAGUAGUAGAUGAUGCGUUAUUAUCACUGUUAUAUUAAGAUGCAUAUUAAUUAAGCUAUUUGAUGUCUUUGCUUCGCGUUUAAUGGUUAAAUGUAUACAUACUGUAAUUUGCAUCUUUUAGAUCAAGGUAGUAAUAAACAGACGCAGUAGGAAAAUUGGCAUUCAGAGACUUAGAAGGGCCAGCUCUAUGCAUGCAGAAAGCUGCAGGAAACCAGACCAGGCUCCAAGCUUCAUAUAUUGGAACACAACGCACUUCCCAUAAUACAGUAUGUGAAAACUCUGCAACAUUAGCCACCAAGAAGAUUAAUAGUAAAAGGAUAUUGUACAGUAACUUUCGUGGUUACAUUAGAAACAGUGACAAAGAUAAGAAAGCACACAAAUAAGUCAGAUGUCAUCUCUACCAAUCCUUAAUGGCACAUCAUUUGAAUGCACAAAAUCA